AUGUGUAUUUGCCUUUCAGAUCUUUUAUUAAUCGUUCUUUCGGUUUUCUUCCCACCCUUACCAGUUUGGAUUCGCCGUGGAGUUUGUUCAAAGGAUUCAGCAAUCAACAUUCUCCUUUGCAUACUUGGGUUCAUUCCUGGUUUAAUUCACGCAUGGUACAUCAUUGCCAAGUAUCCACCUUAUUCUCAUCACAGUGAGUCAAAAGUGUACUAUGUUUAUAGAAAUGAUUUGGAGAACCAAACUCCAAGAGAUCAUCAUGAACAUGCUCACCACCAACAUCAUCAUCAUCACGACGGUCCUCACAGCCAGCACCAUCACCAGGAUAGUACUCGUGAAGAACCGGUUGCUCAACCAGUUUUUGGCUACGGAUCAGUGGUUGAAGGAAACAGCAAUGGUAGUUCUAAAGCUGGUCAGCAUGCACCACCAGCUUACUCAGAAGUGGAUAAUAAAGUUCAACACUAA
Molecule: messenger RNA, 462 nt
Organism: Lodderomyces margitis
Lineage: Eukaryota; Fungi; Ascomycota; Pichiomycetes; Serinales; Debaryomycetaceae
Exons: 1
Coding region: 1-462 (153 amino acids)
Biological process (GO): endosome transport via multivesicular body sorting pathway
Cellular component (GO): fungal-type vacuole lumen; fungal-type vacuole membrane
Molecular function (GO): ubiquitin protein ligase binding
Source: RefSeq, a predicted model, not a curated record